UAAACAGGUUGUCAACUGUCGCGUGUCUACCCGCAUCGUUGCAACAUUGAAUUAAAAUUUUGAAAACGCUUCUGUAGAGUACAGAACAUGGCAGAUGAAGAGAAUUUACCGCCCGGAUGGGAGAAAAGAAUGAGCCGCAGUUCAGGAAAAGUGUACUACUUUAAUCACAUCACCAAUGCAAGCCAGUGGGAACGUCCAGUGGGAGAUGGCCGUGGAGAGCCAGAAAAGGUCCGCUGUUCUCACCUGCUGGUGAAACACAAUCAGUCACGCCGUCCAUCCUCCUGGAGGGAACAAAAUAUUACACGAAGUAAAGACGAGGCGUUGGAGCUCAUUCAGAAGUACAUAGAACAGAUCAAGUCUGGACAUGAGUCGUUCGAGUCUUUAGCCUCGCAGUUCAGCGACUGUAGCUCAGCCAAGAACGGCGGAGAUCUGGGACUGUUCGGCAGAG
Molecule: messenger RNA, 448 nt
Organism: Austrofundulus limnaeus
Lineage: Eukaryota; Metazoa; Chordata; Actinopteri; Cyprinodontiformes; Rivulidae
Gene: pin1
Product: peptidylprolyl cis/trans isomerase, NIMA-interacting 1
Cellular component (GO): nucleus; cytosol
Molecular function (GO): peptidyl-prolyl cis-trans isomerase activity; protein binding
Source: RefSeq, a predicted model, not a curated record